Saccostrea echinata is the source of this 907-nucleotide messenger RNA. RefSeq names its product carbonic anhydrase 14-like. Bases 1 to 900 code for a protein of 299 amino acids. Gene Ontology annotation, molecular function: zinc ion binding; carbonate dehydratase activity. Lineage: Eukaryota; Metazoa; Mollusca; Bivalvia; Ostreida; Ostreidae. The record is from RefSeq and is a predicted model, not a curated record. The transcript has 6 exons. Gene Ontology annotation, cellular component: plasma membrane.
AUGUCACCUCAAAAAAGCAAGUGUAUUCUUUUUUAUGAAGGACCGUCCACCUGGGUUAAGGACUAUCCUCAAUGUGGGGGUACCAGCCAGUCUCCCAUCUCUGUGGAUACAUCAAAGGUUGUCCUUGACACAAAUCUAACAGCCUUCAACUUCAUGGGCUACGACCAAAUCAACAAGGUCAAGAUGAGCAUGAAAAACAAUGGACAUACAGUACAAAUAGACCUUAUGGGUAAUAUGAUGACGAUAUCACGUGGAGGUGUUAGCGACACAUACUGGGCUAAGCAGUUUCACUUCCAUUGGGGCUCUGAAGACAAGCGAGGCUCUGAACACGACAUUAACAACCGACAUUUCCCGAUGGAGAUGCACGUUGUACACUACAAUUCAAAGUACAACACUUUCGCUGACGCAAUGAAUCAAACAAAUGGACUGCACGUGCUGGCGUUCUUAUUUGAGGUAGGGGCAGUUAACCACCAUUUUGAUGAAAUCAUUCGCCAUUUUUACCAAAUUGCCCAUAAAGAUGAUCACGUUAAUCUGACUACGUUUCCAUUGGCUGAACUGUUUCCGGAAGACCUACAAGUUUACUACCGUUAUCAUGGUAGCCUAACCACUCCUCCUUGUUCUGAAAGUGUCAUAUGGACGAUCUUUAAAGACACCAUCAAAAUUUCCGAGGAUCAGCUGAUGAAAUUCCGUCAUAAUGUCCACCGGAACUACGCUAAUGAAGAAGAUCGAGACAUAUCCAAUGACUUCCGGCCAACGCAACCUCUAAAUCACCGCCAUGUUUACGCCAGCCACCCUAGUGCCAUUUCAAGCUCCACAACAUUGCACGAUAUUUGGUUUGAUAUAUGUACACUUGUCAACAUAAUUAUAGUAGUGAAUUAUAUAUAUAUACAUUGUAAAUGAAAUUAAA